This is a messenger RNA of Thecamonas trahens ATCC 50062, 4845 nucleotides long. RefSeq names its product DNA polymerase. The coding region runs from base 1 to 4803 and encodes 1600 amino acids. Gene Ontology annotation, biological process: lagging strand elongation; DNA replication; mitotic DNA replication initiation. The record is from RefSeq and is a predicted model, not a curated record. Gene Ontology annotation, molecular function: single-stranded DNA binding; DNA replication origin binding; DNA-directed DNA polymerase activity. Gene Ontology annotation, cellular component: alpha DNA polymerase:primase complex. Lineage: Eukaryota; Apusomonadida; Apusomonadidae. The transcript is spliced from 2 exons.
AUGUCCAGCCGCCGCACCCGGAGGACCAACGCAGGCCAGCGGAGUGGCGCGUCCAAGCGACAGCAAGCGCUCGAGCGCAUGGCUGCGCUCAAGGCUGGUACCUCUUCCAUUGCAGGUGCAUAUGAGUUGGAGGAGGAGGAGGAUGUGUAUGAGCAGGUCGACGAGGCCACGUACAACGCUAUUGUGGCUGCUCGCCAGGCCGACGACGAGUUUAUCGAGGACGACCUGGGUGAUGGUGGCUAUCGUGAGUCGGGCCUUGAGGUCUUUGACGUCAUGGAAGAGGAGGUCCAGGGUGAAGCUCCUCUUCGUCGUGCUCGCAAGGACGCGGCGCCCAAGUCUGGCUUGGAGCGUGCCAUGGAGACCUCGGCUCGUCGCCGCGAGGCUGCGCCCAAGCGCCGCAUUGCAAAGGCCUUUCUCACCGCCCAAAAGUCGGCCGCCGCCCGUGCCGGCACACGCAAGACGACUGUCACCACCACGGCUGAGGAUGAUGACGAGUUUGAGGCCAUGCUCAACUCACUCGGCGGGACCGGCGCCGGCGCGGCUGCCACCGGCCGCCUCGGUGCUGCUGCGUCGGCUGCCCCGAUGGUCGACCCGCUCCUGGCCUCGCGCGUCGACACGGCCGCCGCCCUCGGUAGCGUGAGCAAGCUUGGCUCGACCCGCUUUGCCGCCGACCCGCUCACGGCCUCGCGCCUCACCGCGGCGUCGGGCUACGGCUACGGCGAUGUCGACUACGACGCCGUCCUUCCGCCCGUCUCCAAGUCGCGCCCGCCGGUUGUCGACGACGACGGAGGCUUUGCAGACGACGACGGCACCGCAGACAUGGAGCUCGAGGCGCCGUCGACGCCGCCGCGGGCGUCUCAGGACGAACCGCUCACCGAGGCCGCCGCCAACACGCCGGAGCGCUCGCCAAAGAAGCGGCGGACGGCGACGGCGACCGACACCGCCAACGCUGUCUCGCCCGAGCCGAUCGACGCCGGCGAGGUGCUUCCGGUGGCGCCGGAGCGCUCGUCCAACGUCGCGGUCCGCUCGUCAAAGCCCAAGCUCAAGAAGCGCCGCAAGCGGGCACCCGAGCCCAACGCUGCCGCCCUUGGCUCUGAGGACCCGCUCGCUGGCAACGCCGCCGGUCCGCAGUACGUCGGCCAGUCGCUCGCCGGCUCGGGCGGCAACGACUGGUGGUCGGUAUGCUCGCGCGACGACGAGAGAGCGCCGGCGACGGGCCAGGAGCCGGUGCCCGGCGCGGCGGCGCCGAUGGCCAUCGGCGCGUCGGCCAACGCCGUCCCGCGGCGGCCCGACGGUACCGUCCUCUUCUACUACCUCGACGCGUUUGAGGAGAAGUACAAGCGGCCCGGGACCGUGUACCUUGUAGGCAAGGUUGCCGCGCCCGGCUCGAACAAGUACGCCUCGGUCUGCGUCACGGUGCCGGGCAUUCAGCGCCGGCUCUACGUCCUGCCGCGGGCCAAGAAGCUCUCGCCGGCCGGCAUCCCUACCGACGAGGACGUCACCAUUGCUGACGUUUACUCGGAGAUCCAUGCCAUGCUCAAGGCCCGCGGCGUCAGCUCGUUUGCCUCCAAGCCGUCCGAGAUGAAGUACGCCUUUGAGGAGCCCGACAUCCCAGCCGAGGCCACCUACCUCGAGGUCAUGUACUCGGCAGCACUCGCCAACCUCGACGACGUGGCCAUGACCGGCGGCGCCACCUUUUCGCGCAUCUUUGGCACAUCGACGUCGGCCAUGGAGGCCUUUAUCAUGCGCAAGCGGCUGAUGGGUCCAUCGUGGCUCCUUCUCUCUGCCGACGCCGUCGACUCUGGCGCGCGCGUCUCGUGGUGCAAGCACGAGGUCACCGUUGCCGGCCCGUCGCUCGUCUCGAUCCCGGGCAACGACAUUGCCCUCCCGCCAGCGCUCCCGCCGCUCAAGGUCAUGUCUAUCUCGCUCAAGACGAUCCUCAACCCCAACGCACACGCCAACGAGAUCCUCAUGGCCUCGUGCAUUGUCCACCAAGGCGUCAACAUGGAGUCGGCCACGCCCAACCCUGAGGCCGGCAUGAACCACUUUUCGGCCGUCCGCCCGCUCUCCGGAAACGCCAUCAUGACCCCGGCCUCGGGCGUUGCCCGCUUCACCGACUUUGUUCGCGCCAAGGCGCCGCAGGUCGAGGUCUGCUCCUCCGAGCGGGCGCUCCUCAACUACCUGCUCGCCAAGAUUCACGUCAUCGACCCGGACGUGCUCGUCGGCCACAACAUUGUCGGCUUUGACAUCGACGUCCUCCUCCACCGUUUCAAGGCGUGCAACAUCUCGGCGUGGUCCAAGAUCGGCCGCUUCCGCCGCAAGCACAUGCCCAAGCUCCAGGCCGGUCCCGGCGGUGCCGGCAACUCGUCGUCGUCGGAGCGCGCCGCCGCCGCCGGCCGCCUCCUCUGCGACACUUGGCUCGGCUCCAAGGACCUUGUCCGCGAGGCCAACUACACGCUCGCCCAUCUCUCCAACAAGAUGCUCGGCAUCACGCGGACACCGAUCGACAUGUCGACGCUCCCCAGCUACUACGCCACCAACGAGACACUGCUUGACCUCAUCCGCCACACCGAGAACGACGCCUACCUCGCAGUCAAGCUCAUGUUCCACCUCAUGAUGAUCCCGCUCACCAAGCAGCUCACCGCGCUUGCCGGAAACCUCUGGUCGCAGACGCUCAACGGCGGCCGCUCGCUUCGCAACGAGUACCUCCUCUGCCACGAGUUCCACAACCUCGGCUACGUCCUGCCGGACAAGUUCUGGGCCACCGCCGGCUCGGGUGCCCGCGGCAGCGGCUCGGGCGGCGCCUCGCGCAAGAAGGGCCCGCGCCGCAAGAAGGCAGCCUACGCUGGAGGUCUCGUCCUCGAGCCCAAGCGCGGCUUCUACGAUAAGUUCAUCCUCCUCCUUGACUUCAACUCGCUCUACCCGUCGAUCAUCCAAGAGUACAACCUUUGCUUCACUACCGUUGAGCGCGUCAAGCUCACCGCCGUCGACGCCGCCAUUGCCGAGAACCUCAUUGCCGGCGCCGGCGACGGGACCGAGGCGGACGACAUGGCGCUGGCCGAGUCGCUCGAGGCCUCGUCCGCCGACGGCCUCGGUGCGUCGGGCGCUCGCGUGCCCGACUCGUCGGUCUCGGAGGGCGUACUGCCGCGGCUGAUCAAGACCCUUGUCGAGCGGCGCUCGCAGGUCAAGGCGCUCCUCAAGUCGGCGACGGACCCGCUGCUGCGGACCCAGUACGACAUCCGGCAGAAGGCACUCAAGCUCACUGCCAACUCGAUGUACGGCUGCCUUGGCUUUACCUUUUCGCGAUUCUACUGCAAGCCCGUGGCGUCGCUCAUCACGUCACUUGGACGUGAGAUUCUGCAGAACACCGUCGACAUUGCCGAGUCGCAGCUCAACCUCGAGGUGGUGUACGGUGACACCGACUCGAUCAUGGUCAACACCGGGUCGACCAACCUCGACGACGUCCGGGCCAUCGGCAAGCAGGUCAUGCACGAGGUCAACAAGCGGUACAAGCUCCUCGAGCUCGACAUCGACGGCAUCUUCCAGUCGCUGCUCCUGCUCAAGAAGAAGAAGUACGCCGCGCUCAUGCUCGUCGAGCGCGAUGGCGUGCUCACCACUGUCAAGGAGUCUAAGGGCCUCGACCUCGUCCGUCGCGACUGGUGCGAACUCUCCAAGGACGCCGGUAACUUUGUCCUCGACCGCAUCCUUUCGGGCUCGGCACGCGAUGAGCUUGUCGAUACCAUCCACGAGUUCCUUCGCAAUCUCUCGGAAGAGGUCCGUGCCGGCCAGAUCCCGCUCGGCAAGUUCAUCAUCACCAAGGGCCUCACCAAGGAUCCGAUGGACUACGCAGACUCCAAGUCACAGCCGCAUGUCCAGGUUGCUCUCCGCAUGCGCCAGCAGAACAAGCCCGCUCGCCGCGGCGACUACAUUCAGUACGUCAUCGUCAAGGGCGCGUCCAAGUCUGUGGCCGAGCGCGCGUUUUCACCCGACGAGGUCCUUCGCGCUAACGGCGAGCUCGAGCUCGAUGUUGAGUGGUACCUCGCCCAGCAGGUCCACCCGCCAGUCUCGCGCCUGUGCGAGCCCAUCGAGGGCACAGACCCGGGUCAGAUUGCCGACUGUCUCGGCCUCGACUCGUCGCGCUUCAACCGCGUCUUCUACUCGGAGGGUGCCGACGAUCUGUUCCAGGCCGCUGCCGCCGCCUCGGACGCCGUCAAGUACAAGGACUGCCAGCGCCUCCUCGUCCCCUGCCGGACGUGCAAGGCCUCGCACCCGUUCACCGGCCCCUUUGCCGUCAACGAUGGCAUCAUCACCUCGGGCCUCCGCUGCCCGGGCACUCUGCCUGCCGACGACGCGUCUGCCGGCGCUACGCGCCCGUGCACAGGCGUCUUUGACCGCGCAGCCAUCGACAACGCCAUCACCCGCCAGCUCCGCACCCUGCUCAAGAGCUACUACGCCGCAUGGUACGUCUGCGAUGACGAGUCGUGCUCCAACCGCACUCGCCAGGUCUCGCUCCGCGGCCACGGCCUGCAGUGCCUUGUCCCCAUCUGCACAGGCACUAUGCAUCCCGAGGUUCCCUCCAAGACUGUCUACCUUCAGCUCCUCUACCUGCAGUCGCUCUUUGACGUCGACCAUGCUCUCGACCAGUUUGGCGACGACGACGAGGACAAGGCUCUUGCCCGCCGCGUCCUCUCCCCCGAGGAGACCGAUCUCCUCGCCAGCGUCCUCACCAAGGUCCAGGGCGAGCUUGGCAAGUGCGCCUACUACUUUGUUGACGGCAAGGCCAUCUUUAGCAUCUGUGCAUAGAUUUUGUGCCCGACACCAGAUAAAGUGAUCCACUCUCGCAUA